UGCAAGCAACUAGCAUACCGAAAAUGGGUAAGAAUCACUCGUCAGCUCGUGAUGCCGUUGGCAGUUAGCACCGAGCAGCGCCCACACAGAUGAUCGGCACGCCAGCUAGCUCUUGCUGCUCUAGCUACACUCUAGCGAGCAAGCAAGCCCAGCAUGAACCAAGAAAUCCUAAUGACCAGCAGACAACCAUCACAAAAUCGUGAACAACAACGACAAGAAGAUCCACAAUCGCAUGGCACCAGGGCGCAAGAGCACGCACCACAUGACCAGCAGCAGCUGCAGAAUGGCCAGCAAACCACCGUGCAACAAGGUGGUGGCCAGCGCAAAAUCACUCUGAUCCCGCUCGUGUUCCUGAUCUACUUCGAGGUGGCCGGCGGGCCGUACGGGUCGGAGAAGGCUGUCCGCGCCGCGGGCCCGCUGUUCACGCUGCUGGGCUUCCUCAUCUUCCCGUUCGCAUGGGGCGUCCCGGAGUCGCUGGUCACGGCCGAGCUCGCCGCGGCGUUCCCGGGCAACGGGGGCUUCGUCCUGUGGGCCGACCACGCCUUCGGCCCGAUGGCCGGCUCCCUCCUCGGCACGUGGAAGUACCUCAGCAUCGUCAUCAACAUCGCCGCGUACCCGGCACUCGUCGCCGACUACCUGGGCGGGAGCGUGGCGCCCGCCGUCGCAGACCCCGGCAGGGCGCGCACGGGCGCCGUGAUCGGCAUGACGUUGUUCCUCUCCUUCCUGAACUACGCCGGGCUGAGCAUUGUGGGCUGGGGCGCGGUGACGCUGGGGGUGGUGUCACUGGCGCCCUUCGUGCUGAUGGCGGCCAUGGCCGUGCCCAAGGUGCGGCCGCGGCGUUGGGCGUUGCAGGUGAAAGGAGGCAAGGACUGGAGGAUGUUCUUCAACACUCUGUUCUGGAACCUCAAUUACUGGGAUAGCGCGAGCACGAUGGCAGGCGAGGUGGACCGGCCGGAGCGGACGUUCCCCAGGGCGCUGGCGGUGGCCGUGGUUCUGAUCGCCGUCAGCUACCUGCUGCCGCUCAUGGCGGCCACCGGCGCCACGGACGCGCCGCCGGAUGCGUGGGUGAACGGCUACUUGGCAGACGCCGCAGGCAUCAUCGGAGGCCCAUGGCUCAAGUACUGGACGGGUGCCGGGGCGGUGCUGUCGUCCGUGGGCAUGUUCGAGGCCCAGAUGAGCAGCGGCGCGUUCCAGCUGCUGGGCAUGGCGGACCUGGGCCUCCUGCCCUCCAUCUUCUCCCGCCGCGCGGCCCGCACGGGCACCCCGUGGGUGGCCAUCGCCGCGUCCACGGCCGUCACCAUCGCCGUCUCCUUCCUGGGCUUCGACGACGUCGUGGCCACCGCCAACUUCCUCUACAGCCUCGGCACGCUGCUCGAGUUCGCCGCCUUCCUCUGGCUCCGCGCCAGGCACCCGGCGCUCAAGCGGCCCUACCGCGUGCCGCUGCCGCUGCCGGCGCUCGCGGCCAUGUGCGCCGUGCCGUCCGCGUUCCUGGCAUACGUGUGCGUCGUGGCCGGCUGGAGGGUGUUCGCCGUCGCGGGCGGACUCACGGCGCUCGGCGUCGGCUGGCACGGCGUCAUGAGGGUCUGCAGGGCCAAGAAGCUGCUCAGGUUUAACAACAGUACUGUCGUCGCUGCCGACCUUCAAGAGGACGCCGGGGACGACACAGUUUGAAAUUAAGUCGACUUGAUCGUGCAGCAAAAUGAACUCUUUGGAACUUGGAAGAGGCAUGUCUUGUACUGAAGAGCUAGGUUCUUUAAAGUGGAUGGACUGGAUUUGGCGCGAGCAAAGCAAUGCCAAAACAUGUCAGAUUGUCCGUUCUUGUGUGGUGUGAUUGUGGGUUGUGGCCAGCACAUCACAGGUAUAAAAAGCUCCCCACCAAUGCAAAUCGAACAGACAAAUUAUCACAUAGUAUCAUGUAUGUAUAUACGGUUCCUAAGCAACAAAGAUCUCACCUUAUAUAUGCAA
Molecule: messenger RNA, 1965 nt
Organism: Brachypodium distachyon (stiff brome)
Lineage: Eukaryota; Viridiplantae; Streptophyta; Magnoliopsida; Poales; Poaceae
Product: probable polyamine transporter At3g13620
Exons: 3
Coding region: 154-1671 (505 amino acids)
Biological process (GO): transmembrane transport
Cellular component (GO): membrane
Molecular function (GO): transmembrane transporter activity
Source: RefSeq, a predicted model, not a curated record